Molecule: messenger RNA, 2712 nt
Organism: Arachis duranensis
Lineage: Eukaryota; Viridiplantae; Streptophyta; Magnoliopsida; Fabales; Fabaceae
Product: protein FAR1-RELATED SEQUENCE 5-like
Exons: 5
Coding region: 1-2712 (903 amino acids)
Biological process (GO): regulation of DNA-templated transcription
Molecular function (GO): zinc ion binding
Source: RefSeq, a predicted model, not a curated record
AUGAUCCCCAUCCGCACUGGCUUAUAUGUUGGAGGCUUGGAGCAGGACGCCUUCGUCUCAUCGGUCCCCGUCGUGUCGUCGGUCGCCGUCCGGUUCUCCGUCGAAGUGAAAUUAUUUAUUGUUCUCUGGAUUAAGGGGAUAAUUGUUGUUGUUUAUAAAUUUUUGUUGCUGGUUGUUUUGGAGGUUGUUGGUAGACUGGAGGAGGAAGAUGUAGCCUCGUUAGUUCAUGGUGCACCGGCCAUGGCCGAUGAAGUUUCCUUUGUCGGGAACGAAGAAGAACUGGUUUCCGAUGAGCCAUAUGUUUGUGUAGGCGAUGAACCUUCAUCAGAGGCAAGUGAAGAUGCGAAUAUGGACGGGUAUUGUGGCUAUAAUGAUGGUGAUGAUUUUUACGAAAGCUGGGAAGACAGAGGCAUUGAUGGGAUUGCUGACUUUGGCCGAAUUAACUUUAAAGAAAUAAGUUUUGAUGAGAUGAGAUUGCUACAUUUUCCCGAUCGACAUGUAGCUUUUGCUUUCUACAAUUUAUAUGCAAAAAUGAAUGGGUUCGCCGCAAGGAAGACCAGGCUAAGGCGAAAUGCCAAGAAACUGGCGACACAACAGCAGUUUGUUUGCUUUAGGCAGGGGUUCAGAGAAUUUGCCGCGGAUAAGGAGGCAUACGAACGUAAGCGGGAGCCUAAGCCUGAGACUAGAUGUGGCUGUUUGGCGCAGAUGCGUGUUCAUCUACAUUUGGAGAGUGGUAGAUGGAUUAUUUCAUACUUUGAUAAUGUUCACAACCAUGAGAUGCUCGAUGGAACACUUACAUUUAUGCUCCCUGGUCAUAGGAAGAUGAAUUCUACCGCAAUUGAACAAAUGAACAUGAUGUUGAGAGUCGGGAUUAAAACACCACAGAUAUAUUCAGCAUUUGUGCAUACUGCAGGGGGCUUCCAAAAUGUACCAUUUUUGAAGAGAGACAUGUACAACCAGAUUGAUAAACAGAGAAAGCUAAUAGGGGGCGAUGCGGUGUCUUGUCUUCGGUGGUUGGAAUCAUAUGCAGAGGAGAAUCCUGGAACGUUUGUGCGUUACUUAGCAGACAAAGAGAAUCGUUUGGUGCACCUUUUUUGGGCUGAUAACUGUAGUCAAUUAGAUUACCAUGUGUUCGGAGAUGUUGUAGCAUUUGAUGCAACUUAUCGAAAGAAUAAGUACAUGUGCCCACUGGUUGUGUUUUCUGGCGUAAAUCACCAUAACCAAACCAUUAUUUUCGCUGCUGCCCUUGUUGCAAAUGAGAGUGAGGAGACAUAUUCUUGGCUACUUGAAAGAUUUUUGGAAGCUAUGAAGGGGAAAGCUCCUGCGUGUGUUAUCACAGAUGGGCACGCGGCAAUGAGAAAGGCGAUUGAAAAGGUAUUUCCUAUGGCUUAUCAUCGUCUCUGUGCAUGGCAUCUCCUUCGGAAUGCAACAUCACAUUUGGCAAAUCCAGCAUUCACUUCUGAGUUUAAGAAAUGCAUGCUUUUUGAUUAUGAGGUUUCAGAGUUUGAAGCCAGGUGGGAGAGAUUGGUCACUGAGCUUCAGCUUCAGGAUAAUCAGUGGGUCUGUGACCUUUAUGAUCGGAGGAAAAUGUGGGCAACGGCUCACAUUCAUGGCCACUUUUUCGGUGGAUUUCGGACGACAUCAAGAUGCGAGGGUUUGCAUUCGAUGCUUGGUAAGUUUGUCCACUCCCGCCAUAAUUUGAGGAACUUUGUUGAACAAUAUUUUCGCUGUGUAUCGGAGAUGAGAUCUCGGGAAGCACAAUCCGAUAUGCAUAGCGUGGUUGGACACUUGGUGUUGCAAAGUCCGUUACAUGAUUUGGAAAGGUCUGCUGCAAAGUUACUAACGAGGGAGAUAUUUAUCUUGUUUCGGCCCAUGCUGUCCCGUGCAUGUACAUUAAAGGUCCGGUCUUGUACAUUGACUCCGACAUCGGACAUAUACACCAUUUCACGGUGGGGCAAUUCACACAACUACUGGCAUGUUUCGCACUAUCCCGAGGAUUCAAUAUUUAAAUGCUCUUGUUUAAGGAUGGAAUCCCUUGGAAUACCAUGCGAUCACAUUGUAGCUCUUCUUGUACAUCUUGAUUUCACGGAAAUCCCAACAAGUCUUGUUUUGGAGAGGUGGUCUAAGAACGCUCGGUCGAAGAUGAGGCAAUAUGUUGAGAAGGGACCGUUUAGCUGGGACUCUAUGGUAAGUUGUCGCAAUUGGAUGCUGAACGACCUAUGUAGGGAGAUGUGUGUGCUUGCUUCAGUGAGGGAGGAUAAAUUUGAAACAAUGACUGAGAAGAUACGCAGUGAGAUCAAUCGAUUAAAGCAUGACACCGAAGCUGGGCCUUCGACACCCGCGGUUGUUGGCCAAUCAUCCACACUCGAGGGGUGCGUUCAAAACCCACUUGUUGUGCGUCGCAAGAAGAGGCCAAAGAGGGACUCAGUUAACCGUACCUUGGUUAGGGGCGUGAGACGGUGCAGCAUUUGUCAUCGGGUUGGGCAUAAUCGAACUUCUUGCCAGUCAAAUGUUCGGCAGGGCCAGCGGCAGCAGCCUAGCCACGAGGAAGACGUCGAUGAAGAUAACUACUACACUCCUAACUUUGGGGAGGAAGUUGAUGAGUAUGCUCAUUAUCAUUCUCAACCCGUGGGGCAAGAGGAACACUUUGGCCGGUAUGAAGAGGAGUUCCAAGUGCCAUUGACGGAUCCUUAUUAUAGUUGGCAUGAGUAG